CUUUUGUCCUCCUUCCUGUAAUUUUUGUUUAAAUAAUGCCGUUUAUUUCAGCAGAAAUAAUCCCAGGUAAGUGUGGAUGUGGUACAUAGAGGUUUCAGUUUCCACUAGGUUAGAGUAAACCCACACAAAUGUGAAAGCUUUGGUGUGUGUGCAUGCUUAAUUUGGAAGCGUUCUGGGGCCUCACGGCAGCUUACUACUAGUGGCCUUCACAGUGCUGUCAUCUUGGGUCCCACUCUGUAGUACCUUGGAAGUCACGGCCUAAGGUCUAAAUCAGUAUUUUUGUUUUAACGAAGCAACGCGAGCGUUCCCCAACUCCUAAAUCGUGGGUUAAGGACUGCACUUUGAAUCGCGUACCGGCCUUGCUCAUGCUCCUGGCGAUGCUGCUGGUGUGUGAGGGCUGAGAUCGUCUCCCAGUUGUGCUCAGCGUGAGGCGCUGCUGCUGGUGCUGGGUGACCCUGCCUGGGGAGCGUCCCCUGUCCCGGCGGGUGCCCCGCUGGCAGCGCACCCCGGGAGGGAACCCCGCCUCUAGUCCCUCUCGCCGGUGUCCGGGGGAGGCGGGGUGGGGGGCGUCCGCAACCCUUUCGCCGUGGCCGCGCCGCCCACAGCCGCGGCCGGUCGCCGCCCUGAGCCGUGUGCGCAGGCGCGGGCCGGCGCGCAUGCGCCCGCGCCCCGGAGGCGGCGCGGGCUGUUCGAAGCGGGAUGGCGGAGGCCGCGGUGCGUGGUGGCCACCGGCCCUUCCCCCGGGCCCGGCCGCUCUCGCCUCUCUCCCGUUUGCAGCUCGAGGAGGCACGGGGCACGGUCCCCCGGGGCGGUGAGGGCCGGCGGCGGGCGGGCGGCGGGACCGGCGGCUCUUCCUGCCGCCCGGCGACGGGCGGCGGCAGCAUAGCCGUGGGCAGCCCGGGCCCGCGGCGUGGCAGCCAUGCCCUGUAUUUCUCUUCCAGCAGCGAUGAUGAAUUCGAAAUGUUUUCAGCUAGAAUGAAAACUCCCAAAUCUGUUUCUAAAAAGGCAGAUGCAAGUUUGAAGGACUUAACUGAUGACUCGGGUGAUUUCUUCUUGGACUUUAAAGUGAGAGAGAGCACAACAAAGAAUGGACAAAAGGAUCUUCACACCCCAAAGAAGCUGAUGACUUCUGGAAAGAAAAACACUUGCUGCCAAGAAUUGCAGUAUCCAGAGGCUUCAAGUGAUGCUGAAGAUUCUGUCUUUGUAGAAAGUCCAUGGCAUGACUACCAAAAAGGGGAAGUGAAAGACUUGAAAGAGAGCUGGAUGUGCAUACUUCCACAAAAUCUGAAAGAGUCAAUUUCCAGAGGCAGUCCAGACUUGCUUGUUAGAAGGAAAGAAGGAAGCUGUGAAAAGAGUACAGAAAAUAAAGUGCCAACUGAGGCACUACGACAAAGUACAGAGGUAGAAUCGGAUAGCUCAGAUGACGAAUUUGAAUCGUUAAUAGAACGGAUAAGGAAACAAAGUAUACGCCGAAAACCAGUCUUAAGCACCAGUAAAACUGUCUACCAGACAAGCAUGACAGAAAACAUCAAGCCACCCUGUGAGGAUGCGAAGCCCUUGAAAGGGGAGGGAGUCAAGACACCAAGGCCAAACUCCACUUCACUUCAGGAAACACCUUCCAGGAUAAUGACUUCUAUAAGAAUUCCUAGGGAUGAGUUGGUCAGUUGCUCACAGUCAUCAAAGACAGAGAAAAAGCUCAGAGUGUGCUCAGUGCCUGGCUGUUUCUUGCAAGAUCUCUCAAAUCCGGCUUCCCACUAUGUGAAAUAUUUCAAGAAAAAUAAAGAGGAGCUGGCACAGAAGCUCUAUUGUCUGUAUAAUAGUACCAUCUUUGAGCACAAGCUACCAGAAAAAAUGGUAAUAAUCUGGAAUAAGAAAAUGAGAAAAACAGCAGGAUAUUGUGUAACUGGGCAGACAGACGGUCCUGACGCAAAGCGUUAUGCUCGCAUAGAGCUUUCUGAGAAAGUCUGUGACUCUGCAGUCUGCCUUUUGCCUGUGAACAUGAGUGAUUUGCCCCUCCCUGUCUUGUCUCGAAUCCCAAGCCUGGCUUGUUUUCACCUUCUUACCACUGGGGGGAAAGAUCGUCUUCGGGACACACUGGUUCAUGAAGCUUGCCAUGCAGCCACAUGGCUGAUCAAUGGUGUUCGUGAUGGACAUGGACGAUUCUGGAGAUUCUAUGCUAAUAAAUCAGCUGUGAUUCAUCCGGAACUGCCAGUAGUAACACGAUGCCACAGCUAUGAGAUUAAUUACAAAUUCAUCUAUGAGUGUGUUCUGUGCAAUGCUACGGUCGGACGUCAUUCCAAGUCUCUGGACACAGAGCGCUUCAUGUGUGCAUUCUGUGGGGGGCAGCUGGUCCUGAGUCAGCCCACUCGGAAGAGUAGCGCUCCUCCUAGGACACACCCAAUGCCAUCUGCAAAGUAUGUGGAAGAAAACUAUGGACUUACUAAAAGAGAGCAGCAUGGGCUGAGUCAUGCCAAAGUCAUGCAGAAACUCAGUGCUGAUUUUGCUUUAAAAACUAAGCUUCAAGAUUCCUUGUAAUAUCUCAAUGCGCUUCCUUUCUUGAUGCCACUUAAAUUUUGUAUGUAGUAGUAAAUGAGUCUAACAUGAGUCUAAAAAUGUGUUUUGGAGGAUUCCAGAUAAUUUUAAUAUUUUAGAAUUAAAUAUUUCUAAUAAAGAAGACCUUAAGGCCUUUUUUAAAAUGGGCAAGAGUGAGCAAGAAGUAAUGAUGACAGACAGUCCAUGGUGAUGCACAACUCGGGGUAUCCUAUGAGCCAAACUUCUCUGAUUCUGUCCGGAUGAAUUUCAGGCAGGAGAAGGGGCAGACCUGGGGAAGGUUUCAACAUGGGGUCAGGCAUUUUCCCACAGAGAGAUUCUUGAGUCAUCCUUUGCUGUUUCUGUUAAAAGUAAGUGGUAGGUGGAUGAUGCCUCAAAUCUGUUAGAGGAAGCAUGAGUUUCUGCAAAGCCCGCUGGUCCUUAGUGAGAUCAAAGCUCUUUCUGAUUAAAUUUUUGUUGCAGUUUUUCCUCUAUCACUGAGAUUUCAUAGAAGCUAAAAUAGAUGCAAAAUGCCAGGUUGGGGAAAGCAUAUUCAAACACUUUGUACCAUAGGAUGAGACGGUCUAGUCAGAUGAUGCAAGUCUUUCAUGUACAACAUGACUUAAUGUCUGUUCUAGUGUUUGUCUGCUGUGAAUAAAUUGCUCAGGGGAUUAGUAA
Molecule: messenger RNA, 3207 nt
Organism: Tyto alba (common barn owl)
Lineage: Eukaryota; Metazoa; Chordata; Aves; Strigiformes; Tytonidae
Gene: GCNA
Product: germ cell nuclear acidic peptidase
Exons: 11
Coding region: 700-2535 (611 amino acids)
Cellular component (GO): nucleus
Source: RefSeq, a predicted model, not a curated record